ACGAAGAUUUCGGAAAUAUCUUGAUAUUCGAUUGUGGUUCCUAAGCAACUUACAAUCCUACCGCCUUUCCUAUGCCUCCAAAUACAGGACUGCGCAUCGCGCGCGUCCACCCUCUACUCCUCAACCAUGGUUCCGGACUUUCCGCACCCUUGUUGGCGCCUCUCUUCGCGACGACCCAUAUCUCUCAAGCUCGAAAGCGGUUAGCUCCAACACAGUCGAACUCCAGCUCUCAACGACGAGCCGCCUCAACGGCGUCUCGAGUCGAAGAGCCAAAGAAAGAAACAGCAUCCCCAACCAUCUCAGAGCUGGCCUCCUCCCCAACCCGACCAACAUCUCCUCUCACCCCUUCCACAACCCUCAACCCACCCGCCUCAACACGGCCCCCACCCCUCGAGCUGCCAACGCGAGACCCGACAACCUCGACAUUCACCUACUGGUUCCGCUUCGGCAAAGCCUACAUGUCCUUCUACAAGACCGGACUCAAGGCCAUCUUCACGAACCGAAGCCUCCUAACCCAAUCCGCCACCACCACCACCCGCUCCGACAUCCUCCUCCGUGAACGAGUACACCACGAUAUCUUCCGCGUCCCAACCUUCGGGCUACUGCUCCUCCUCUGCGGGGAACUAACACCCUUUGUCGUCCUCGCCUUCCCGCACUUAACACCCUACACCUGCCGCAUCCCAAAACAAAUCGAUGCUCUGCGACGCCGUGCCGAAGCCCGGCGAACAUCCAGUUUCUCCGCUUUACAACGCGUUGAUACCCCAUCUGCGAAGCUACAUUCCUCGGGGCUAGGAAGCGGACAUGUGUGUCGUAGCCUCGGGCUGACCAGCACGGUGUGGGAUAAAGUUGGGUUAGACUCGCCGUUCAGCAAGUCUUUAGCGGAGCGAGCGGUAUCGCGGCUCGCGGCAGACAACGCGUUGUUACAGGACGGGGGCGGGGUAGAGGCGUUGGUGGAUGAAGAGGUGGUGCUAGCGUGCGAGGACCGGGGGUUUUACGUUCGGGAGAAGUCUGUAGCUGAGCUGAGAGGCGAGCUACGAAAGUGGUUGCGUAAGGCUGCUCCUAGGAAGGGUGGGGGCCAUGAGGAGGUGAGGGCGGAAGCUGAGGAUAAGGUUCGAGGGUUGUUGCUUGGGCUAGAUGGAUCUGAUGGGGAAAACUAAGGGUUAGGUCUAACAUAAACGUCUAUGGAUGAGAUGGACUGGUGAGUUUAGUCUAUACUAGCUAGUACAGGUCAAGAGUAUACGUGUAAUGAUACGAAGAUAUGUACGAUACGAUACAAUACAAUAUGGUAGGAAGGGUUAAAGACAGGCAAAAACGGAUCAGACAAAACUUGGCUCACUUAAAAACAGCAUGCAAAAAAAAAAAGACAGCAAGCUCAAUUCAAGUAAU
Annulohypoxylon maeteangense is the source of this 1386-nucleotide messenger RNA. RefSeq lists its product as uncharacterized. Gene Ontology annotation, cellular component: mitochondrial inner membrane. The transcript has a single exon. Gene Ontology annotation, biological process: intracellular monoatomic cation homeostasis. NCBI's taxonomy places the organism in Eukaryota, Fungi, Ascomycota, Sordariomycetes, Xylariales, Hypoxylaceae. Bases 72 to 1157 code for a protein of 361 amino acids. The record is from RefSeq and is a predicted model, not a curated record.